This is a messenger RNA of Sinocyclocheilus rhinocerous, 1275 nucleotides long. RefSeq names its product hydroxyacyl-CoA dehydrogenase (gene hadh). Gene Ontology annotation, biological process: fatty acid beta-oxidation. The transcript has 8 exons. Gene Ontology annotation, molecular function: NAD+ binding; (3S)-3-hydroxyacyl-CoA dehydrogenase (NAD+) activity. The record is from RefSeq and is a predicted model, not a curated record. Bases 45 to 974 code for a protein of 309 amino acids. Gene Ontology annotation, cellular component: mitochondrion. NCBI's taxonomy places the organism in Eukaryota, Metazoa, Chordata, Actinopteri, Cypriniformes, Cyprinidae.
AUCACAUCAGCAAGUCAGCCAAGCUUGCUCCGGUUCUCGCCGACAUGGCAUUCAUCACGCGCCAGAACAUCAGGAGCCUCUCAUCUUCUGCGGCUCUACGCGCUGCAAUUAAACAUGUCACAGUUAUCGGAGGCGGGCUGAUGGGGGCUGGCAUCGCACAGGUUGCUGCAUCCACAGGACAUUCAGUGGUGCUGGUGGACACAUCUGAGGACAUACUGAAGAAAUCUACAAAGGGUAUUGAGGCUAGUCUGAAGAGAGUGGCGAAGAAGAAAUUUGCAGAAAAGCCUGAGGAUGGAGAGGCCUUCGUUCAGAAAGUCCUGAAGAACAUCUCUACUAGCACAGAUGCUGUGUCUGUAGUUCAGGGCACUGAUCUUGUGGUGGAAGCUAUUGUGGAAAACCUAAAAGUCAAACAAGAUCUGUUUGGAGCUCUGGACAAAGCGGCCCCAGAACACACUAUCUUCGCUAGCAACACGUCUUCCCUGCCAAUCGCAGACAUAGCCAGCUCCACGGCCAGAUUAGAUCGCUUUGGCGGUCUGCAUUUUUUCAACCCCGUCCCAAUGAUGAAGCUCGUGGAGGUGAUUAAAGCUCCAGCAACAAGCCAACAGACAUUUGAUGCUCUCCUUGAGUUUAGCAAAGCUUUGGGGAAGCAUCCCGUCUCAUGCAAAGAUACUCCAGGUUUUAUAGUGAAUCGUCUGCUGGUUCCUUACAUGCUCGAGGCUGUACGACUACACGAGAGAGGUCACGGUUCCAAGGAAGACAUUGAUGUGGCCAUGAAGCUAGGGGCCGGUUAUCCUAUGGGUCCGUUUGAGCUUCUGGACUAUGUUGGAUUGGACACUUCCAAGUUUAUUAUUGACGGUUGGCAUGAGAAGGACCCCGAUAACCCCCUGUUUGCCCCCAGUCCCCUGCUCAACAAACUGGUAGCAGAAGGCAAACUGGGCAAGAAAACCGGCGAGGGAUUCUACAAGCACAAGUAACACAAGAUUAAAUCAGACAACAAAAGCUGGGUCAACGAAAGGCACUGGACUGAGCCACUUGUCCUGAAAAGACUGUUUGAUUGUGAAUUUCAUAAAUGUAUACAGGUUAAGAUAGUAAUCAGAUACACCACUUUUCCCAGGGAAGUCCUGUAUGAAAUUACCGGACACAUGCAAAUUAGUUGGGACAUAAAAGGUCUUUAAGACAGGAAUGUCGUCCACUACAUCUAGUGCCUUGCUGUGUUUGGUAAAGACCUGCGUUCAUUAAUUCUGAAUGUCUGUGGCAUUAAAAGGUAUGAAAAUA